UGACAGGUCGCCUGACUGGGCUCCUCCCCGGGCCCGCCCCCACAGGUUUGUCUUGUGACCGCGGGCGGCCGCCGCUUCUUUCCCGAGCUUGGAACUUCGUUAUCCGCGAUGCGUUUCCUGGCCGCUACAUUCCUGCUCCUGGUGCUCAGCACCGCCGCCCAGGCCGAACCCGUGCAGUUCAAGGACUGCGGUUCUGUGGAUGGAGUUAUAAAGGAAGUGAAUGUGAGCCCAUGCCCCACCCAGCCCUGCCAACUGAGCAAAGGACAGUCUUACAGCGUCAAUGUCACCUUCACCAGCAAUAUUCAGUCUAAAAGCAGCAAGGCCGUGGUGCAUGGCAUCCUGAUGGGCGUCCCAAUUCCCUUUCCCAUUCCUGAGCCUGAUGGUUGUAAAAGUGGAAUUAACUGUCCCAUCCAAAAAGACAAGACCUAUAGCUACCUGAAUAAACUACCAGUGAAAAGCGAAUAUCCCUCUAUAAAAUUGGUGGUGGAGUGGCAACUUCAGGAUGACAAAAACCAAAGUCUCUUCUGCUGGGAAAUCCCAGUACAGAUCGUGUUCCCUUGCCUGUUGUCUGCUCGUUGCCCAAUGCUAGCCACAGAGCACAGGUGUUUGCAGUUCCAAAUGGAGAAUAAGAGCCUGAGAUUCUGGAGCCGACGUGGCAUGUCAGUGCGAAUCCCCUCACCUGCAGGGGCUUGGAGAAGGACGGCUCCCUUCUGGCAGGCCCUCCUCCACAAAUCAUAUGGCCCAGAUAAGCAGCCAGCAGGCAGAAAGGUCAGCUUAGCUCUGACUGCCAGUGGGUAAGGCCAAGAAGGAGCCUGGCAGACAAAUGGAUGGCUGCUGGCCUUGAACAUGGCAGAGCCGCUGGGUGUGCCAGAUCAAAAAGCAGAGAGCAGGCCAGCAGCAGCAGACUGUUCUCAGUGCUGGAGAAAUGCAUUGCUCUGCUCACUACACCC
Messenger RNA from Rhinopithecus roxellana (golden snub-nosed monkey), 950 nucleotides. RefSeq names its product NPC intracellular cholesterol transporter 2 (gene NPC2). Gene Ontology annotation, molecular function: cholesterol binding. The transcript is spliced from 5 exons. Bases 109 to 798 code for a protein of 229 amino acids. Lineage: Eukaryota; Metazoa; Chordata; Mammalia; Primates; Cercopithecidae. Gene Ontology annotation, biological process: cholesterol efflux; intracellular cholesterol transport. The record is from RefSeq and is a predicted model, not a curated record.